AUGACCACAGUUACAAAACCUCUUGCUAUUAGAUCAACUUCAUCGUCGAUCGCCCGAAAACCCAACGGGCUACCUCUGGGAAGCGCCAAUUCCUCGAAGCAUAACCUCCGUCAAGCCUCAUGGCGACCAAGGCAUUCACAUUCACGGCCAAGACAGCCCAAAAGGUCCAUAUCCUCUGGCUAUCUGAGCUGCCAUAACACUCAGUUUUCUGAGGAUGUUCAAUGCAGCUAUGGUUGCCCAUUAUCAAUUGCGACUACACCCUCUACUAUUUUUGAUGAUGGCAUAAGUCCCGAGGAUGAUGGACGGUCGACUGGACAGCCGGCCAACGUAAACAAGAAACCUCAGAACUCAAUUAUAUCAGAAACCAAAGCUCCCAUCAAGAAUAACCCAGAGCAUCAUGGUGAUCAUCACGUUGUCGGAUCGGAAAUGCCGAUCGCACUCAGCCGACAUGAAGAGUACCCUCAGCACAAACCACUUUCAUCGAGCCUAUGUCCGGCUUCCAUCAGCGCCGAAGACUUCAAUUGGAAGUCUAUUCCAGCCGUGGAAGAGUUCAAGAAUGAUCCAGCACACGAAUACUGGGAAUGGAAUUCAGAGACACAACAGUGGUGCCAUACGGACGAGGAAGGACUUACACUUUCGUGCCCUGCUAUGCUGGAUUAG
Messenger RNA from Colletotrichum lupini, 660 nucleotides. RefSeq lists its product as uncharacterized. The transcript is spliced from 2 exons. The record is from RefSeq and is a predicted model, not a curated record. Lineage: Eukaryota; Fungi; Ascomycota; Sordariomycetes; Glomerellales; Glomerellaceae. Bases 1 to 660 code for a protein of 219 amino acids.